Schistosoma bovis is the source of this 1426-nucleotide messenger RNA. The record is from the annotation of a GenBank genome assembly. NCBI's taxonomy places the organism in Eukaryota, Metazoa, Platyhelminthes, Trematoda, Strigeidida, Schistosomatidae.
UGUAACUAAGGUCAUAUGAAACUACUAUAAAUUAGUAGUGAUCUUUUAAUAAGUGAAUGAAAUACAUAUAAUGCUAAACUAUAUGUUCGAUUAUUUUGUGUUUGGACUAAUUUUAUUAUGCUCAGAUUCUAUUUACGGACAAAUUGAAACGACCAAAGAAGAGUCUGUAACUGAUCAAGGAUGGGUACGAUUUACUAUGAAUCAUAAUCCACUCAUAGUGAGCCCACGAAGGUUGCCACAAAACACUUGUUUUAUAUUAAAUCGAUGGUAUUUUAAACAAAUAAAUGUCAGUUCCGAUAAAAAAUUAUCAAAGAGAACAAUGAAUACACUUUAUUGUAGUAUAUGUAUUGUGGUGAUUAUAUAUGCCUAUUUCGAUAUGGUAAAUGGUGUACCGGAGCCUAAUAAAUUUGUCGAUGAAGAUGGAGUACCGGUGAGAGGAAAACCUGUGACAAUUUUUCUUUUCGCUACUCCAAUCAAAGUAUCGGCUAUUAAGAUACCAGUGAACAAAACAAUGAAAGUAGAAACCACACCGUCCAAAGAAAAGAAGCAAAAAAGUAAGAAAUUAAAUCAUUUCAUUUAAAACGUUUUAUGACAUUCUGACCGGAACACUAAUUCUGAAACCCAACAGCUAUUUAAUAUGUUCCGAGCUGAGGCAAUGUACAAUAUAGAUCAAUCUAUGGUGACCAAUAUUUCUAACUAAUGAGAAUACCACUCCUCCCCCCCCCAAAAAAAAACUUGUAUUUUAAUUUCUAGCUAGAACCUGAAAAUUACCAGUUGUGUAUAUGUUGACCAGUUUACAAUUAUUUAAUACUUACAUUUAAGAUGUGGAUCGUUUUUUGUAGGAAAAAGUUUCACUUCAACAGUAUUCGGCAUAUACAUAGAAUUAAACAAUCAGUAAAGACAUAUUUAUAAUCACUAGUUGUGCUAAUAGAUUAUACUUUAGAGAUCGGAUUUUUAAAAAAAGAUGUAAAAUUCACGUUGUAAUGUAGUUUAUCAUUCAGGAUAUCCGUAAAUAUAUAUUUUUUAUGACUGAUUUGUUUGCUGUGUAACAAAAGAGAAUAAUUACCAUUAGCACAACAUUUCCAUUUUAUCUGAGUGAUAGAAAUAAUUGCAGAAAAUGCAAUUUGUUUCCCAGUAGAUAAUUUUCAUCCUUGAAUGUAAAUUAUAUUCUUACCGUUUUAUUUGUAGAAUUUACAGUCUAUUCCUUAUCCUAUAUUCUAAGCACAUAUAUCGAAACAUUGCUCCAACAAUAUAAUGGAAUCACUGAGUGUUUGUACAUAAAUUUCGUCAGAUGAUGUCUUGAAGUCGGUACAUGUGCACUUGAUUAAAUAUACUGAAAACAUAGUGAUUUCAUAAUCUAUCCUAAUUUUUAAGAGAAAGUGGUCAACAAGAAUCAAUCAGCAUCGAGGUGUACAGGACAAGCUGU